GUUGGUCCACUUCAAUAUUUAUUCAAGCGAAGAAGCAAAAGGAAUAACGACACCAAGCUGAAAUGACAUUAAAGCUGAAAUUUUAAAAUGGUGUCUGUAAAUGCAACCCCUUUGUAGCAUCAAGGAACAUCAAUGUUGGAUCGAAGAAGAUGGCAAGCAAAUACAAAAACGGCAUCGAUCUUCGCAGUUUCAUUGGUGGCUACAGGAUAGAAGCAGAUCAUCCUGGCAUUUUCUACGGAUAAACCUACACGCCCUCUUGCUUGUCUUCGCCCACGCGUUACGACCCACGUCGAAGGAAAAAUAAAUUUUCGUUACGUUUCCUUACAAACGCAGAAUCCAGCUAAAAUGAAUCGAAAUCUUUUAUAAUAACAAAGAUGGAUGUUGGGGCCGAUGCAGUUGAUAAAAUGCCGUUGUCAAUGUUCGACGACCUUCCAGAACGAAGAUCGUCUUCAAGGCUCUGCUGCGUCCAUUCUUAAAUUAGGAAACCACCUCUACAUACGCGUGUUUACAGUAAUGGAACGGAAAAAGCACACAAAUCUCUCUGGUUCCCAUAUUUGUUUUCUCUUUGAAGUUUUUGAAAGAAUACCGUCUCACGAGUGAGUCUUACGUACUUACAGGCUACCUGUUACUCUUCCGAGCGGUAUUAGUGAUUGCAAAUAAGAAAGAGGAUAAAAAAAAUCAUCGUUAAACGGGAUGCAACGAGUUCGAUCGUUCUGCGUGUAAGUACGAAGCGGAGUGCGCAACAUUGUCGCGGUGUGCAUGCGGUAAUCGAAAAAGCAAGAUCGACGUGCACACACUACGGUGGUCGCACGCUUUUGCCACCACGCAAACAGAAGCAGUCGACACACGAGCCAGUCAGGCACCCUUCUGAGCGCGUGCAGCUCGACGCGCAGCAGCUGAAGAAGAAGAAGAAGAAAACGAUGACGAAGAGACGGUGGAGGGCGAGGGAGGCUGUGCUCCUAUAUGUAGCCCCGAAUCUUAGCCGGAGCAACUAUUACGCCCGAAAUCCUCGAGGCGGACGCAACCCCCCCUUUCCUCCCCCCCUGUAUUCAUCAACAGGUACAGGGUAACGCGAGAGGGAAUUUAAAACGGCGCGUACAUCGGUUUCACCCACCUUAUUAAUCGUUCAUUUACCUUAUAUGUUAAGUGAAUCGUGUGUGACAAGUGGAAUUAGAUCUGACAGAUCUGAGGUAUGACUUGUGUGAUCGAGAAAGGAGAAUAGAGGAGAAGCGGAAUAUAUACGUACGAGAAUAGGAAGAAAAUGCCGAGAGCUUUUCUAAUCACCCACCGUCGAUACAACGGAGUCGAAGAGGAGUUUGAUGGUUCCGGAAGAGAUUUCAGUCCCGAGAGAGGCGUAAGGCUGGCCGAUUACAGCGGGAACCAUCCGACUUCCGACGGUGCGAGCGAGUGCGGUAGCGAGACGUCUUCAGAGUGCCCUGAGGAAUUGUACAAUCUGACGAAACUGGCCGAAGUCAGCUUAGCAGCCGCUGCUGGCACUCUGAUUCACCCUAACAACGUGAUCUAUCAACAACCAGCCUCGCCUAGAUGCGCUCAACUUUCGGAAAAGUGCGGCAGAAUGAUGACACCGCGGACGAGACAGCAGGAUUCGCAGUUUCAAGAUCAUACGAGAACGCUCGAGGGUGAACAGACGCUUGGAGAACGAACGAGAUUGUUUUUCGAAAGAAUAGAAACCGAGCGAGAGAUUCUGCAGAAUCAUUCGGAGAGGAACACGGUUUUGGGUAUCCAUAUCACUCCUCGUUCUCAUCAUUUGCAAGAAGAACGUCGAGGUCUUGAUAUAUCAGAGAAUUCGUUGGAUAAAACCGAAUUGGAAUCGCCUCCUCCGUCGAUACCUUCGACCAUCUCGCAGAGCCGAAGAACGACCUCCACUUCAACGGAGACGUCCAAGUCCGAGGAUAACGAGGACCACGAGUGUCCGGAUUGCGGUAAAAAGUACUCGACCUCCUCCAAUUUGGCCAGACACAGACAAACGCAUAGGUCCCUUGGCGAUAAGAAAGCAAGGAGGUGUCCACAUUGCGACAAGGUGUAUGUUAGUAUGCCUGCGUUCAGCAUGCACGUCAGGACACAUAAUCAGGGGUGCAAGUGCCAUUACUGUGGCAAGUGCUUCUCGAGGCCAUGGUUGUUGCAAGGGCACAUACGUACUCAUACAGGUGAAAAACCCUUCAAGUGCACAAUCUGCAACAAAGCCUUCGCCGACAAGUCUAAUUUGCGUGCCCAUAUACAAACACACUCGAACACCAAACCACACGUGUGUGGUCGUUGUGGUAAAGCGUUUGCUCUUAAGUCGUACUUGUACAAACACGAAGAAUCAUCGUGUAUGAGGGCGCAUCAUCGAUCAUCCACGGAAAAGAUUGAUGGAAACGAUCAGAAGACAACGUCGUCCUCGACGAAAUCCUGUACGCCUCUUCCGUCGCCUUUGAACAGACUACAAACAACCCCAUGCGUUACUGCUUCCCCUACCAGCGUCAUCGUUCCUCGACUAGGUCUCAAUCGUGAGCAAAGAAAUUCGUCUUCAGCAUUUUCCGCGAUCAUUAGACAUACAAGACUUCCCGAUGGAUCUACGUCGCCUUUACCAUCGAAACGUUCCUGCAGAGAAAAGACUUCUGUCGAAGAACACGAAAGGAAGACACCUGAUAACAUAACAAAAGAUCCUGAAUGCUUGUCCAGGAUGGUUAUCAGAACUUCAGUUAUAUCGCCUAACCCGGAACACCUGAGUCGCUUCAACAACGAUAGCCAAAACUCUUCCGGCAGCUUUGAUUUUUCUGAUCCAACAAGAUCCUCAGCGUUCUCCAGACCCACCACGAUGACACUGAAUUUGGCUAUCGCAUAGGGUUCUAACUUAUCGACACUCAACAUUGUUGAAGAUUUAAUCGAAACGUUGAAGAGAAGACAUUGUUCGUCUAAAAUGAUAGAACGAAAUCAGGGCAAGUAUAAACAUAUUUCUAUCGAAUUCAAUGAUAGGAAUAUUAUCAAAUGCAGAUAAAGUAGUUUGCUUCCAUAGUAUACCAAAGACUACUUUAUACUUUAUGGAACGUUUGAAUGAUAUGUAGUAUAAUAGGCAUGAAAGAAUUGCUAUCCAAUAUGAACAAUUAAAUCAUUGUUUUAUAGAGAUACAAAGACGUAAUUACUUGUUAGUAACUAGUGUCAUUCCUACCAAUAUUGAGAUAAGUUCGUUAGAAGGAAACAUAUUUGAAAUUCAUAUUUCUUGCUUGAAUCUCGGAUGAAGGAGAUGGGUCCCUGAUGAUCCAGACUGACCUAGCUCCUUCAUUCAAGGAUUAAUAGCGACGAGUAGCCAGGUUUUUUUUUUAUAGUUAAAGAUGAAAGCAAUUUUAAGACGAAUUCAUUAAGAAGCAUUAUCAGAGAUUAUGUAACGAAUAUUAUUCCAUACACCUUCCUAAUUAGGGACCAUUUAGCACAUAGUCAGAUUAACGAUAAAAGUGUGGUUUACCAAUUCCUAGUGUCGUGCCUUAAACACUAUUCGUAGUCACAGCUUCUUUUUAAAGACAUAUCGCGUCCUGUUAAUAAAUAAAAAUAAUUUAUUGAUUUAGAGUGAUCUGCAGUGCCUAUGUAUACUUAUCUUAGUAUUAAUUGUACUUAUAUCGAUGGAACUAAUUUUUCAAGCUCUUCCAGGCAGCUAGAUAUUCUUUGGAAAAUUUCAACUCAUCUAUACCGAAUCAUAGAUUGUCAGCAAACACUUGGACCACCGAAAACGCUAUGUAUCAAACUAAAAUCAUACACGACUUCAAAUUAACAUUUGGCGGAAGGUGAAAUUCAAUUAUUCUAAAAAGUACUGAGUAGUAAUUAAGUUUCUCGUUUAAAAACGACAGAUUACUAUGCGGAUGAAUGUAAUUUCAAGUAUUGUGUCGUGCAUACUACAAAUUUGUAUCUAAGAAAAAUAGUUUUAUAUAUUAAUGCAUUAGACGCGUUUAUUUUUAAACACGCGUAUCGUCUGUGAUUCGAGGUUUCGUAAACAGAAUGGACUGUCAUCGCACAGUCUGGCGAGCCCUUUGCUGGCCGUAUUAUUAAGAACUUUUCUUUAUUUUGCGAUCUGUUGCCGAUCAGUGGCGAAGAUCAGAGUGUAAACUAGUCCAAUCCGUUCUGCUAUUCUAAAACGCAUUCUUGUCUUUUUUUCAAAAUAGAAAUUCACGACACGGUUGCAUAAAAAUUCGAAUGGCAGCGGUUAUGAUAAUGAUUUCGUGUAGUUUAUUCAAUUUCUUUUUUUUCAUCAUAAAAUCGUAAUACGUCUGUAUUAACCCACAGUUAGGGAGCGUAUAGAAUGAUGCGUAUCCUAGUCAUCGAUCUUCUCGCGAAGAUCGUACGUAAGGAUCCCAAAAGAUGUAAUAUUAUAUUGUAUAGUUGUGUAAAGAAACCACACGUUGUAAAUAGCAUUCCCUGUAAUAAUGUACCAGUACUUAGAGUAUCGCAAUUUGUUAGUCCUUAUUAGCGCAGUUUAAUGUACCGUUGUUUUACGUAUCUAAUGUAACAUUUGUACACUGGAGUGCCUAAGCAAACGUUUUACCAAUUUUUUUUCUACGAAUUGUACAAUUACAACGAAAAAUAUACAUAUCACUAUA
Osmia bicornis bicornis is the source of this 4592-nucleotide messenger RNA. RefSeq names its product zinc finger protein 629. Gene Ontology annotation, biological process: regulation of DNA-templated transcription. Bases 1262 to 2848 code for a protein of 528 amino acids. NCBI's taxonomy places the organism in Eukaryota, Metazoa, Arthropoda, Insecta, Hymenoptera, Megachilidae. The record is from RefSeq and is a predicted model, not a curated record. Gene Ontology annotation, molecular function: DNA-binding transcription factor activity, RNA polymerase II-specific; RNA polymerase II cis-regulatory region sequence-specific DNA binding. The transcript has 7 exons.